UAUGACUUCCGCAUUCGUCUGACGUCACGCCGCCUCCUUUCCUCCGGUCUCGUUAACGUGUCUGCAGAACAAGUCGUUUCUCACAGCAGCUGCUGACGUAUUUAAUACCAGGCUAAGGAUGGUCCAGAUCAGCCGUCAGCGGUGGGGGGAGGUCCCUGGCCUUGGCAGUGUGGACAUGUGGGUCCUCCAGUCCCCCGGGCUGCGAGUGGAGGUCCUGACCCUUGGCGCCAUCAUCAGGUCUUUGAGCUGCAGGGGGAAGCGUGGGCAGAUGGAGGAUGUGGUCCUGGGCUACGACAACCUGGAAGGCUACGUGUCAGAUAAACGGUAUCUGGGCGCCGUGGUGGGUCGGGUGGCAAACAGGAUCGCCAAAGGACGCUUUGUGGUGGAAGGAAAGGAGUACCAGCUGGAUACCAACAACGGACCAAACGCUCUGCAUGGAGGUCUGCGGGGCUUCAGUCAGGCGCUCUGGGUUGCUACAGAGAUUGAAGGUGGUGUGAUGCUCAGUCUGACGAGUCCAGAUGGAGACCAGGGCUAUCGUGGUGAGGUCCAGGUGUCUGUCUCCUACACACUGCAGGGGGAAACUCUAACUGCUGAUUACCGCGCCCGGUCCACCAGAACCACCCCCAUCAAUCUCACCAACCACUCCUACUUCAACUUAGCUGGGCAGGGAGCAGCAGACAUCUAUGACCAUGAAGUGUCCAUCAAUGCUCAGUCAUACCUGCCUGUUGAUGACACGUCCAUUCCCACAGGAGAGAUCAGGCCUGUGGAGGGCUCGCCCUUUGACCUCCGGGUCCAGGUUCCUGUUGGUUCCCGACUGAAGGAGCUUCCUGGCCUGGGCUUUGACCACAACUUCUGCCUGUGUUCCCCCAGAGACGAGUGGACAGAAAGACAAGCUGCCAGAGUCUUCCACCCACCCAGCGGCCGUGUGCUGGAGGUGUCAACCAGCCAACCGGGGAUCCAGUUCUACACUUCCAAUGUUCUGGAUGGCUCCAUCAGAGGGAAGGGGGGGGUGGCGUACGGCCGCCACUGCGCCUUUUGUCUGGAAACACAAAACUGGCCCGACGCCGUUAACCAGGUGUCGUUUCCUGACGCCCUGCUGCGUCCUGGGGAGGAGUACCAUCACGUGACCCGCUUCACCUUCACCACGGUCUAAGCGCCGGCCCUGAUUGGACGGCUUAACGGGAGCAGAGAUUUUGCUUUUGUUCAGGAACUUUUCAGGAAUAAAAUCAGAUGAAGGCA
Molecule: messenger RNA, 1239 nt
Organism: Cyprinodon tularosa
Lineage: Eukaryota; Metazoa; Chordata; Actinopteri; Cyprinodontiformes; Cyprinodontidae
Gene: galm
Product: galactose mutarotase
Exons: 10
Coding region: 119-1153 (344 amino acids)
Biological process (GO): glucose metabolic process; beta-D-galactose catabolic process via UDP-galactose, Leloir pathway
Molecular function (GO): aldose 1-epimerase activity; carbohydrate binding
Source: RefSeq, a predicted model, not a curated record